GGCACAGAAAUUGGUGUUUUAGCCAAGGCUUUCAUUGACCAGGGGAAACUCAUCCCAGAUGAUGUCAUGACUCGGUUGGCCCUUCAUGAGCUGAAAAAUCUCACGCAAUAUAGCUGGCUGUUGGAUGGUUUUCCAAGGACACUUCCACAGGCAGAAGCCUUAGAUAGAACUUAUCAGAUAGACACAGUGAUUAACCUGAAUGUGCCCUUUGAGGUCAUUAAACAACGCCUCACUGCUCGCUGGAUUCAUCCUGCCAGUGGCCGAGUCUACAACAUUGAGUUCAACCCUCCCAAAACUGUGGGCAUUGAUGAUCUGACUGGGGAGCCUCUGGUUCAGCGUGAGGAUGAUAAACCAGAGACGGUUGUCAAGAGACUAAAGGCUUAUGAAGCCCAAACGGAGCCAGUCCUGGAGUAUUACCAGAGAAAAGGGGUGUUGGAAACAUUCUCUGGAACAGAAACCAACAAGAUUUGGCCCCAUGUAUAUGCUUUUCUACAAACUAAAGUUCCACAAAUAAACCAGAAAGCUUCAGUUUCCCCAUGAGGAGAAAUGCGUGGAACUAGUAAGAUGGGCAGAGCCUCCUUGUCCUUGCAGUUAGAAGCUCCUUUUCCUAAGACUACAGCAUGUAGGAAUUAUAUGAAAAUUAUGUUACUUUUAUUUCUACUGAUUUUAUUCUGGAUACUAAGGAUGUGCCAAAUGAGUCAGCUACUAAGAUUCAUUUUUUGAAAUGAUCUAGUGUUUUAUCCAGUUAUCUUCCAUGGAUGUUCAAUUCAAAAACAUCAGAGCUAUCUAAAUUUUUAAAACAUCUGUUAAGGCAAAAUUAAAAGAGCAAUUGGUAGUAAUCUAACUUUUUGUUCAGUAAGAAUAAGUGUUUGAUAAACAUUCCUAUAUUUUUCUGGAAAAGUUUUUUUAAAAUUACAUGUCACUUGGGGAAAAUAUCUCAUGAGGUUUUUGCAUAGACUGAUGCCAAAAAAGACAUUUCCAGCACUGUGUAUUAUGGUUUUGUGAUGAGACACUAUAUACAAUUCCAGAAAAAAACUGUAUUAUCUUUGUUGCGAGAUACAAAUUCACUGCUGCCUUUACACUAAAAAAUGUAUAAUCUAGCCAUAUCUUGUUGUAUAACCUAGUCAUAUUUUGUUGUUACACAUACCUUCAGUUUACUCAGAAGUCUCAGUUUGCUAUAAAAAUGUAUCAAUUAGCAUAUAGGAAAAAUAUUGUUUUAAAAUUUGUUUUCUUUUGAAAAUACAUACAUACUGAGGGAUAUCACUUGUGUCAUAAAUGGACAUUAUAAGUUCUUGGGUAAGCACCAAAGUUGGAUGAAUUUUCAACAGAAAGAUGUUACUCAGAUUAAUAAAUGUUUUAGGAUUUA
Carlito syrichta (Philippine tarsier) is the source of this 1366-nucleotide messenger RNA. RefSeq names its product adenylate kinase 3 (gene AK3). Gene Ontology annotation, cellular component: cytoplasm. Gene Ontology annotation, molecular function: ATP binding; AMP kinase activity. NCBI's taxonomy places the organism in Eukaryota, Metazoa, Chordata, Mammalia, Primates, Tarsiidae. The transcript is spliced from 5 exons. The coding region runs from base 67 to 540 and encodes 157 amino acids. Gene Ontology annotation, biological process: nucleobase-containing compound metabolic process. The record is from RefSeq and is a predicted model, not a curated record.